AUGUCUGAUAUUACUGAUAAAACUGCGGAGCAAUUGGAACAAUUGAAGAUCAGCGGUGAUCAACCUGCCCAAUCGGGUAGCGCUCCAUCCACCUCUGCUUCUGAAAGUGAAGUCUCCUCUGUCUCCAAGGUCGAGAACAACAACGCUUCUUUGUACGUUGGUGAAUUGGAUCCAAACAUCACUGAAGCUUUGUUGUACGAUGUUUUCUCCCCAAUGGGUCCAAUCUCCUCGAUCCGUGUUUGUCGUGAUGCCGUCACUAAGGCUUCCCUAGGAUACGCUUAUGUCAACUACACUGACUACGAAUCCGGUAAGAAGGCCAUUGAAGAGUUGAACUACGCUGAAAUCAACGGUAGACCAUGCAGAAUUAUGUGGUCUGAACGUGACCCAUCUGUUAGAAAGAAGGGUUCCGGUAACAUUUUCAUCAAAAACUUGCAUCCAGCCAUUGACAACAAGGCUUUGCACGAAACUUUCUCCACCUUUGGUGAAGUUUUGUCCUGUAAGGUCGCUUUGGAUGAAAACGGAAACUCCAGAGGCUUUGGUUUCGUCCACUUCAAGAAUGAAUCUGAUGCUAAGGAUGCUAUCGAAGCUGUCAAUGGUAUGUUGAUGAACGGUUUGGAAGUCUACGUUGCUAUGCACGUUCCAAAGAAGGACCGUAUCUCUAAGCUAGAAGAAGCUAAGGCUAACUACACCAACGUUUACGUCAAGAACAUUGACCAAGAAACUACCGAUGAAGAAUUCGAACAAUUGUUCAGCCAAUACGGUGAAAUUGUUUCUGCCGCUUUGGAAAAGGAUGCUGAAGGUAAGCCAAAGGGUUUCGGUUUCGUUAACUUUGCUUCCCACGAUUCCGCUGUCAAGGCUGUCGAAGAAUUGAACGGUAAGGAAUUCAAGUCUCAAACUCUAUACGUUGGUAGAGCUCAAAAGAAGUACGAGCGUGCCGAAGAACUAAAGAAGCAAUACGAACAAUACCGUUUGGAAAAGCUUGCCAAGUUCCAAGGUGUCAACUUGUUCAUCAAGAACUUGGAUGACUCCAUUGAUGACGAAAAGUUGAGAGAGGAAUUUGCUCCAUAUGGUACCAUCACCUCUGCUAAGGUUAUGAGAGACCAAGAAGGUAACUCCAAGGGUUUCGGUUUCGUUUGUUUCUCUUCCCCAGAAGAAGCUACUCAAGCUAUGACUGAAAAGAACCAACAAAUCGUUGCUGGUAAGCCAUUGUACGUUGCUAUUGCUCAAAGAAGGGACGUCAGAAGAUCCCAAUUGGCUCAACAAAUUCAAGCCAGAAACCAAAUCAGAUUCCAACAACAACAGCAACAAGCUGCUGCCGCUGCUGCUGGUAUGCCUGGUCAAUACAUGCCACAAAUGUUCUACGGUGUUAUGGCUCCAAGAGGUUUCCCUGGUCCAAACCCUAACAUGAACGGCCCAAUGGGUGCUGCUAUCCCAAAGAACGGUAUGGUUCCUCCUCCACAACAAUUUGCUGGUAGAAUGAACGCUCCAAUGUACCAAGGUAUGCCACCUCAAAACCAGUUCCCAAGACAUCAACAACAGCAUUACAUCCAACAACAAAAGCAAAGACAAGCUUUGGGUGAACAAUUGUACAAGAAGGUCAGUGCCAAGAUCGAAGAUGAAAAUGCUGCUGGUAAAAUCACCGGUAUGAUCUUGGAUCUACCACCACAACAAGUCAUCCAAUUGUUGGACAACGAUGAACAAUUCGAACAACAAUUCCAAGAAGCUUUGGCUGCUUACGAAAACUUCAAGAAGGAACAAGAAGCUCAAGCUUAA
Molecule: messenger RNA, 1773 nt
Organism: Kluyveromyces marxianus DMKU3-1042
Lineage: Eukaryota; Fungi; Ascomycota; Saccharomycetes; Saccharomycetales; Saccharomycetaceae
Gene: PAB1
Product: polyadenylate-binding protein
Exons: 1
Coding region: 1-1773 (590 amino acids)
Cellular component (GO): nucleus; ribonucleoprotein complex; cytosol
Molecular function (GO): mRNA 3'-UTR binding; poly(A) binding; poly(U) RNA binding
Source: RefSeq, a predicted model, not a curated record